Messenger RNA from Lolium perenne, 2694 nucleotides. RefSeq names its product kinesin-like protein KIN-UA. NCBI's taxonomy places the organism in Eukaryota, Viridiplantae, Streptophyta, Magnoliopsida, Poales, Poaceae. The record is from RefSeq and is a predicted model, not a curated record.
AGCCGGACGAAAAAAAAGAAAAAAAACCCGCUUCGCUCUCGUCCAGGGCCACACGGGGGCGACUCCAUCUCCUAACCCUAGCGGCCGGGACAAGCCCGCGCGGCCGACGGCGUCCGGCGGGGCAUCUUUUUGCGGCGUCCACGGGGUGCUGGGCGGCGGAUCCCGGCGUGCUUCGGCGGUCGCUGCUGCGUGUGAGGACGACCUAUGCCUCCGCUCUGCCUCCAACGAGGUGCCACCAUGGAGGGGGAGGGGGCGACGACGGGAAGGGAGAUCUCCUCGGUGUUCCUCUUCGGGCAGAAGACGGCGAUGUCCUCCGCCUGCUCCUCGAGUGGCAGUGCCGGAGUGGGAGACGGCUAAGGUGCUCCCCGACCUGGCUCUGUUCCUCGCCCAGGUCGUGCCAUUCUACCCAGAUUGCCUCCGCCCUCAAUCUCCCAUUCCUCUCCCGCUCUCACCGUCCCCGCCUCUCCCGCCGCGGCGAGGAUCCAUGGCGACCGGCGCCGCCGCCGGGCGGGCGUCGGUGCGGCCCGUCGACAGGAACGGCGCGGCGCCACGCGGCAGCGCGCGCUCCAAGUCGGUCUCGCCGCGGCGGCCGCCAUCCCCCGCCCGAGCGCGCCCCGCCGCCGGCGACCACGACGGCGCCGCUGAUGUGUGCAGAGUAAGGGUCGCGGGAAGGAUCCGGCCGAAGAACGCCGAUGAACUAGCUCAGGGCGCCGACUUCGAUAAUAUUGUGGAGUUGCAGCCUGAGUUCUGUUUGUUCUGGGUGGCAGGGGAGGGUGGGGAUGACGCUCUCCAAGUGCUGGAUCUGAAGGCCGGAGGUUGAGCUAAAUGCCCCAGUAUUAUUAUUUUGUGGAUCGGCUCCACCAACGCCUCACCAAGGCGAAGAUAUUCGAGGAGUACACAAUUCCUUGAUUAUUGGCAGUAGUGCUCCAAAUUUCUAUAUGCGGUACUUUAUACGGUAAUAUUAGCUUGCUGUUAUGCAUGGCUAGCUCACAAUACAUUUAGUUGAGCAUAUACAACAGGAUUAUCGUACUACAAGUUGAUUGCUGCAUUGAACUAAGCCCUGCUGAAUAUAUGUAUUAGUGAUGUAAAAUGUUAUCUAGCCAUUAUUUGCAUUAGAAAUUAGAAAAUAUAUUUAUGUAGCCUUUCAAAGGUUUAUGAACUGCCGAGUGAUGUGCUCUUUUAUUGUUCUUAUUAUUUCUUGGUGAAUGUUAACUAAUGGACUGCUAAGUAUGUAGGAAAAAAAGACAAAACACCAGUUCUGUAUUUCAUUGCCUGUUCUAAGCUGCUAAGUUUUUGUGUUGUUGCCACUUAGGUACAUGGUUGUUGAAGAACAUAGGUAGUGCAUCCUAAUAUAUUGGUUUUUACAAAAAAAUACGUUUUUGGUAUAUCCUCUGAGUUAGAUAGUACAUCAUACUGACUUGGAGGUCCUUCAUCCAAUGCCACGCACAUAUUGAAAUCCGGCCAGGGCCAUAUCAUAACACACUCCCAUAAAUUUUAGAAGUUUACCAUAUAUAUCAGUAUCUGGUUCCAAACACUAAACUUACUCUUAGAAGUUUGCUGCUCAUCACUUUCUCGUGUUCCCAUGUAGAAUGUUGAAUUAGCUCUUAUUCUGUACUCCCUCGGUUCCCUAUUAACUGACUCUGAUUUAUUACAACUUUUUACUAAAUCAGAGUCAAUUAAUAGGGAACACAGGGAGUACUUGCUUGCUUAUAUCACACCCUUUUCAUGCUACCCCCUACAAAAAAAGAUUGGCAAUUGAAAUUCUUUGGACAGUUAAUCAACAGUUGACAAAAAACAUUCAACCUCCUGUCGACGAUGUCCAGUCUUAUUCACUUGCAUUUCUUUUCACAUUUAAUGACAUGACACUUUCCUUUGAAUCUUUUACUAGUUCAUUGCUCUCUGAUCUGCUUAUAUUUUGAUUAGUUUUUAUUUAACCUUUUGUUGUGUAGAAUAAGAUUGUAUAGGGAUCUGUCGAUGUCGAACUAUUCUUAGAGGCUGCACUUGGUUUAUAUUAUGGAAAAGUAAACAAACCUGACAGGCUAAAGGUGAUCAUUGUAUUGCUUACUGCUUAGGGACAUGUUACAGUUACACAAUCAAACAUGAAUUGGAUUUAUUGUGUUCUCAGCUACUCAACUUACCUCUAAUUCGGAACAUACAUUCUGUAGGCUCUUUUACUUCUUGCACGCUCCAUUGAGGCAGAUCCAAGCACAGUUAUUAUGUGGGUGUUUUAUCUUCAUAUUUACUAUCAAAAGGAUGAAGGACUUGGAACAUUUUCAGUGAACUGGAGGGUGGGUGGAGGGCGGAGGGCGCGCUCACCGGUGCUCUGACUUCAUGCUCGACGAGGAAGAGGGCUUGGCGUCGGGGACGUGAACCUGGCUGUGGCGUCGGAUGCAUGGCGCAGCUGGCGCAACUUCCUCUGGCCGCACGAUGAGGCAUCUGGCCGCGCAGCGAGGCAGGGCCCAAACUCCAUGACAACUUUCUUCCUCGGCGGCAGAUGAACCAUGUUAUUCAUGAUGAGGAGAUCAACCCUGUUGUGUAUUUUAUCUAAUGGUUUCAAACCAUUUUGUUCAUGAUGUGGAGAUGAACCCUUUUGGUCAUGUAAGUUAGAUGUCUGGAUUGUGAAUCCUUGAAUGUUUCAAAAUGUUGGUUUCAAAUCUAGAUUGCUUGGAAAUAUUGGUUUUAAACAUUGCUUGA